UUCAUAUCAUAUAAGGAUGCCAAGAAGAUUUCGACAGGAUAAUAUUUUAUCAUAAGAAUUAUUGUAAAAAUUAACUCAAUCGAAGUUAGAAAUAAAAAAGAAAAUGGAUCUUUAGAUUAACAUAAAUAAUUUUUAGGAGCCAAAAAAGUAAAAUAAAUUUCCAGGUCCAAAGGAGGAGGAUCUUAAAGUUAUAGAGAUAUAGUAUAAUAAAGUUUCAACUUUCUGGAUUUAAAUAUAGAGGUUUAAGUAAAGGAUUUAAGUUUAAAAAAGUUUAUAGAAGAAAUCAAAAGUACAUAAAAGAAAUCAAACCAUAUCAGUCAUGUUAAUUAAAUAUAGACAAAAAGAAAUAGAACAGAUAGCAAUUCCUUAACUCCAAGAAGAGUAAGAGUAAACGAUUUUAUUAUAAAUGCAAGUGCUUUUUUAAAGGAAAAGUAAUUAGAAAAUCAACUUGACAAGCUCUCUUAUCAAAUAAUAUUAAUAUGAUACUCAUAAAAUUAAAGUAAUAUGAAUUUUACAAUUAGG
Paramecium pentaurelia is the source of this 522-nucleotide messenger RNA. NCBI's taxonomy places the organism in Eukaryota, Ciliophora, Oligohymenophorea, Peniculida, Parameciidae. The record is from the annotation of a GenBank genome assembly.